Messenger RNA from Zophobas morio, 611 nucleotides. RefSeq names its product elongin-B-like. NCBI's taxonomy places the organism in Eukaryota, Metazoa, Arthropoda, Insecta, Coleoptera, Tenebrionidae. Gene Ontology annotation, biological process: transcription elongation by RNA polymerase II. The record is from RefSeq and is a predicted model, not a curated record. Gene Ontology annotation, cellular component: VCB complex; elongin complex. The coding region runs from base 88 to 447 and encodes 119 amino acids. The transcript is spliced from 6 exons. Gene Ontology annotation, molecular function: protein binding.
GUUAGGUUAAACACUUAAUUCAUGCAAAUACUACACAAUAUAUUAUUUUUUAAAAGAUAACCUCAUCCCACUGCUUAAAGUUAAACCAUGGACGUGUUUUUGAUGAUUCGGAGGAAGACGUUGACUAUAUUUACAGAUGCAAAAAACACAACCACCGUCCUUGAGUUGAAAAAAAUCAUUGAAGGGUUUUUAAAGAUACCACCGCAGGACCAACAGUUGUUUAAUAAAGAUAAUACUAUUAUGGUGGAUGAUAGGAUGUUGCAGGAUUAUGGACUGACUUCGACCACAACUACAGCUCAGAAUCCAGCGACAGUAGGGCUUGCAGUACGCUGUUGGCAAAACUUCAUUAUGACAACUCUGAGCGCAUCUUCCACGAGGCAAAUAUUCUGCGCUGGUCAUAAAGAACUUCAGCAUCCGACAUUCAUUCAGAUGCAAGCAGCAAUAUAGAUUUCGUGAUUUAGAUUUUUACUUCCCGAUUGUAAGAUCACCGGAUAAUUUGGUCCCAGAAGCCCCAAAAUGUAUUCAGCCGAAUAAGAAAUUUUCCUUUAAUAGGAUUAACUGGGAAUUGUAUUAGAUACAAAUAUUUAUCUUUAAUAAAUUAAUGAAAAUAA